This is a messenger RNA of Daldinia loculata, 685 nucleotides long. RefSeq lists its product as uncharacterized. Lineage: Eukaryota; Fungi; Ascomycota; Sordariomycetes; Xylariales; Hypoxylaceae. The transcript has a single exon. Bases 21 to 350 code for a protein of 109 amino acids. The record is from RefSeq and is a predicted model, not a curated record.
CUUUAUCUCCCCUAGAGCUGAUGACUCGAGUUAUGGCCAAACUCGACAUUCCCAUUCCACAAUUCAUUCUCCGCCGCCGCCUGACUAUGCAGAUGGAGAUGAUGGGUGAAAACCGACAUCAGCUGAAAAUCUGCGGUGUCGAUGUCGACGGAACGCCUAUGACUUUCCUCCGCUCCGUAAAGCUUGACCAGUAUUGUAGACGAGCAGCUUGUAUAGAGCCCUUCACUAUCAGUUUUCGCAGCGACUUAGAUACAGGGACGGCACUGAAGUUAGAGUUGGAGUUUAUGGGGAACAAUGGCGAGCCAAACUUAGAGAUCAUAUACGAGUAUACAGGUGAAGCUGAUAUAUAAAUACUGUAUCUCCUUGAAUUUAACCCACAGACUGGAGAAUGAAAGACGGAAAGGCAGGAGAGUCAAAGUGUCGAUGAAGAUAACAAGCCUACACGGCGAGGGAGGUAAUAGGCUAGGCUGCACCUAGUAGCAUGAGAGAUAUCGAGCUAGAUACAUUACGCAUAGCAUCACCAACUAUCGGGUAAAGAACAUUAAAUCUUAAUUCAUACCCUCAAAAGCACGCCUAACGCCUCAUAUCCCAAUGAAAAUAAACCCAUACCCAGCAGUCCUUAUACCCACAAGAUAGAAUCACUUCGAGCCAUACUCCUCAUACACCCCCCGCCGUCCCAACACCC